Messenger RNA from Lonchura striata (white-rumped munia), 4478 nucleotides. RefSeq names its product potassium sodium-activated channel subfamily T member 1 (gene KCNT1). Gene Ontology annotation, cellular component: plasma membrane. NCBI's taxonomy places the organism in Eukaryota, Metazoa, Chordata, Aves, Passeriformes, Estrildidae. Gene Ontology annotation, molecular function: intracellular sodium-activated potassium channel activity; outward rectifier potassium channel activity. The record is from RefSeq and is a predicted model, not a curated record. Gene Ontology annotation, biological process: potassium ion transmembrane transport.
AAUCCCACCUGUGCACUCGGGGGUUCUCUCCAGCUCAUCUCUCCCCCGGCCACGCUGAAUUCCCUUUUCUGUAGGAUAUCUUGAGAAAUGGAUGCCAAGAGUGCUGAAGGAGCAGCAGAUUUUGCUGUCACCUGAAGAGGGAAAGGUGAGUCACGCCGGGCCAGGUGACACACACCUGCCUGGCCAGGUGAGCAGGAACUGAGCCCCGCUGGCCGCUCGCAGGGAGCAGCAGCCAGUUCCUCUCUGGCUUCCUUCCCAGAGGGUGCAUUUAGGAGGGGACAGAGCUCUGCUGCUUUGUGGCCGAGAGAGCCAAACCUGCUGAGUCUGUUCCCUGGCACGCAGUGUGCACGCUGCUCUGUACACAGCGGAAUGAGAUAAAAUAGCUUCCUCCUCCUCGUGUUGCUACCGAAAAACAGUGAUGGGGAAAAAAAAUAAUCCUUCAGCCCCUGCCCUGCCUGUGGUGAGAAGAGCAGCGCAAUCCUUCUUUUGACAGAGUCGGGCAAGGCAAUUUCAUUAUUUAGCAAACAAAGCCCUUUCAGAGAUUUCUGCAUCGUGGAUGUUUUCUCGGCGGCUUUGCACCAGAUUUGUUGCAGCAGCAAGGCCGGAGAGUUUGCCUUGACUCCCCUCACUACCAAAAUAAAUGUACAGGGCAGGAUUGUUCCACUGAGCAGCCGUGACUGGGGAGAGAGAAGAAGGAAGGAGAUGGUACGUGCCGACAGCCCUGAACUGAUUGCGGUGAGGAUUGCUAUGUACGAGAGAGUUCAGGGGGGAAACAGGAGCAAGUCACAGAGGCAGCCGAGGCUCGCAGGAUGGCAAGAGCCAAGCUGAAGAAUUCCCCUUCAGAGAGCAAUUCCCACGUCAAAACCGUCCCACCAGCGACGACAGAAGAUGUCCACGGGGUGAGCCCCUUGUUACCGUCUCGGAGGAUGGGAUCCAUGGGGAGUGAUGUCGGACAAAGGCCUCACGCCGAGGAUUUCAGCGUGGAUUCCUCCUUCUCACAGGUGCAGGUCGAGUUCUACGUGAAUGAAAACACCUUCAAGGAGCGCCUGAAGCUCUUCUUCAUCAAGAACCAGCGAUCCAGCCUGAGGAUCCGGCUCUUCAACUUCUCCCUGAAGCUGCUGACGUGCCUCCUGUACAUCGUCCGCGUCCUGCUCGACAACCCCGAGGAGGGCAUCGGCUGCUGGGAAUGCGAAAAGCAGAAUUACACGGCGUUCAACCAGUCCACGAACAUCAACUGGUCACACAUCUUUUGGGUGGACAGAAAAACCCCUCUGUGGGCCGUGCAGGUCAGCAUCGCCCUCAUCAGCUUCCUGGAGACCAUGCUGCUCACCUAUCUCAGCUACAAGGGGAACAUCUGGGAACAGAUUUUUCGCAUUUCCUUCAUCCUGGAGAUGAUCAACACGGUGCCGUUCAUCAUCACGAUAUUCUGGCCUCCUUUGCGGAAUUUAUUCAUUCCUGUGUUUCUGAACUGCUGGCUGGCCAAGUACGCCCUGGAGAACAUGAUUAACGACCUGCACCGAGCCAUCCAAAGGACGCAGUCAGCGAUGUUCAACCAGGUGCUCAUCCUCAUCUGCACCCUCCUGUGUCUCGUUUUCACGGGGACCUGUGGCAUCCAGCAUUUAGAAAGAGCAGGUGAGAAGCUCUCCCUCUUCAAGUCCUUCUAUUUCUGCAUCGUCACCUUUUCCACCGUGGGCUACGGAGAUGUGACACCAAAGAUUUGGCCUUCCCAGCUCCUGGUGGUGAUCAUGAUCUGCGUGGCCCUGGUGGUGCUGCCGCUCCAGUUCGAGGAGCUCGUCUACCUGUGGAUGGAGCGGCAGAAGUCGGGCGGGAACUACAGCCGGCACCGCGCGCAGACCGAGAAGCACGUGGUGCUGUGCGUCAGCUCCCUCAAGAUCGACCUCCUCAUGGACUUCCUCAACGAGUUCUACGCCCACCCGCGCCUGCAGGAUUACUACGUGGUGAUCCUGUGCCCGACGGAGAUGGACAUCCAGGUGCGGCGCGUGCUGCAGAUCCCCCUGUGGUCCCAGAGGGUGAUCUACCUCCAGGGCUCUGCGCUCAAGGACCAGGACCUCAUGAGAGCCAAGAUGGACAAUGGAGAAGCUUGCUUCAUCCUCAGCAGCCGAAACGAGGUGGACAGAACAGCGGCGGACCACCAAACCAUCCUGAGGGCCUGGGCUGUCAAAGACUUUGCUCCAAACUGUCCUCUCUACGUUCAGAUCCUAAAGCCAGAAAACAAAUUUCAUGUCAAGUUUGCUGAUCACGUUGUGUGUGAGGAAGAGUGCAAAUACGCCAUGCUGGCACUGAACUGUGUCUGCCCUGCCACCUCCACCCUCAUCACGCUGCUGGUGCACACCUCCCGUGGCCAGGAGGGUCAGGAGUCUCCGGAGCAGUGGCAGCGGAUGUACGGGCGCUGCUCGGGCAACGAGGUCUAUCACAUCCGCAUGGGCGACAGCAAAUUCUUCAUGGAGUACGAGGGCAAGAGCUUCACCUACGCCGCCUUCCACGCCCACAAGAAGUACGGUGUCUGCCUGAUCGGCAUCCGCAGGGAGGAGAACAAAAGCAUCCUGCUGAACCCCGGGCCGCGGCACAUCAUGGCAGCGUCGGACACCUGCUUCUACAUCAACAUCACCAAGGAGGAGAACUCUGCCUUCAUCUUCAAGCAGGAGGAGAAGCAGAAGAAGAAGGGCUUUGCGGGCAGGGGCAGCUACGACGGCCCCUCCCGGCUGCCCGUGCACAGCAUCAUCGCCAGCAUGGGAACAGUGGCCAUGGACCUGCAGAACACCGAGUGCCGCCCUGCCAACAGCAGCAAGCUGGCGCUGCCGGCCGAGAACGGCUCGGGCACGCGGCGGCCCAGCAUCGCCCCGGUGCUGGAGCUGGCUGACACCUCCUCCCUGCUGCCCUGCGACCUCCUCAGCGACCAGUCCGAGGACGAGAUGACGCAGUCGGACGAGGAGGGCUCGGCGGUGGUGGAGUACGUGAAGGGCUACCCCCCAAACUCGCCCUACAUCGGGAGCUCGCCCACCCUGUGCCACCUCCUGCCUGAGAAAGCCCCGUUCUGCUGCCUGAGGCUGGACAAGGGCUGCAAGCACAACAGCUUCGAGGACGCCAAAGCCUAUGGGUUCAAGAACAAACUGAUCAUCGUUUCUGCGGAGACAGCCGGCAACGGCCUCUACAACUUCAUCGUCCCGCUGCGGGCGUACUACCGCUCCCGCAAGGAGCUCAACCCCAUCGUGCUGCUGCUGGACAACAAGCCUGAGCACCACUUUCUGGAGGCCAUCUGCUGUUUCCCCAUGGUUUACUACAUGGAGGGCACCAUUGACAACCUGGACAGUUUGCUGCAGUGUGGCAUCAUCUACGCCGACAACUUGGUGGUGGUGGACAAGGAGAGCACCAUGAGUGCUGAGGAGGACUACAUGGCAGAUGCCAAGACGAUUGUCAACGUCCAGACCAUGUUCAGGCUCUUCCCCAGCCUCAGCAUUAUCACGGAGCUGACCCACCCCUCCAACAUGAGGUUCAUGCAGUUCCGAGCCAAGGACAGUUACUCUCUGGCCCUUUCCAAGCUAGAAAAGAGAGAGCGAGAGAAUGGCUCCAACUUGGCCUUCAUGUUCCGGCUGCCCUUUGCAGCCGGGAGGGUCUUCAGCAUCAGCAUGUUGGACACGCUGCUCUACCAGUCCUUCGUGAAGGAUUACAUGAUCAGCAUCACUCGGCUGCUGCUGGGCCUCGACACCACGCCGGGCUCUGGGUACCUGUGUGCGAUGAAGAUCACUGAGGAUGACCUGUGGAUCCGGACCUACGGCCGCCUCUUCCAGAAGCUCUGCUCCUCCAGUGCCGAGAUCCCCAUCGGGAUUUACAGGACGGAGUCGCACAUGUUCGCCACCUCCGAGCCCCACGACAUCCGAGCGCAGUCACAGAUCUCAAUCAAUGUUGAGGACUGCGAGGACACCAAGGACGUCAAGGAGCACUGGGGCAUCAAGACGAGCCACCACCGCAACUCGUGCUCCAGCGACCAGUCGGAGCACCCGCUGCUGCGGCGCAAGAGCAUGCAGUGGGCACGGCGGCUGAGCAGGAAGGGCAACAAGCACUCCAGCAAGACGGCCGAGUGGAUCAGCCAGCAGCGCCUCAGCCUCUACCGGCGCUCCGAGCGGCAGGAGCUGUCCGAGCUCGUCAAAAACCGUAUGAAGCACCUGGGCUUGCCCACCACCGGGUACGAGGAUGUAGCAAAUUUAACAGCCAGUGAUGUGAUGAAUCGGGUAAACCUGGGAUAUUUGCAAGAUGAGAUGAACGACCACCAGAACACCCUGUCCUACGUCCUGAUCAACCCGCCCCCUGACACACGGCUGGAGCUCAACGACAUCGUGUACCUGAUCCGCUCCGACCCGCUGGCCCACGUGGCCAACGAUGGCCACAGCCGCAAGAGCAGCUGCAGCAACAAGCUGGGCCCCGGCAACCCCGAAACGCGCGACGAGACCCAGCUGUGA